Pseudogymnoascus destructans is the source of this 2020-nucleotide messenger RNA. RefSeq lists its product as uncharacterized. The record is from RefSeq and is a predicted model, not a curated record. The transcript is spliced from 2 exons. Gene Ontology annotation, cellular component: cytoplasm. NCBI's taxonomy places the organism in Eukaryota, Fungi, Ascomycota, Leotiomycetes, Thelebolales, Thelebolaceae. Gene Ontology annotation, molecular function: aldehyde dehydrogenase (NAD+) activity. Bases 195 to 1796 code for a protein of 533 amino acids. Gene Ontology annotation, biological process: aldehyde metabolic process.
CAAUUUGCGGAGAGACCGUCAUCAUCUGGUCCGUCUCCUCUCCGUUCCCCUUUACAAUAUCACUGCAGCUCCUCCCCCUCGACUGCAUCAUCAUAUAAAACCUCUUAAUUCAACACCAGAGAUCUCUACGUUCGCAAUAACGCCACCCUUCACGACUAUUAAACACAAGCGCUAGUCAAUAGCAAACCGCCGCCAUGGCGCCAUUGGACGCGUUCGAGAGCACGCCCAUCGAGACCCUCCCCUCUAUCGCCUCCGGCGUGCGCAUCGCCUAUGCCUCCCAAAAGACACGCCCCAUCGCAUGGCGUAUCCAGCAGCUGCGCAAGCUCUACUGGGGGCUCGUGGAUCUCACCCCUGAGUUCCUCGAGGCAUUGAAGCUCGACGUCGGCAAGUCCGUCUACGAGUCCCAGGUUACAGAGAUCGAGUGGUGCAAGAACGACAUCGUCUUCGUCACCAAGAACCUCGAGAAGUGGGCACAGGACGAGUCACCCCCGGACAUCUCUCUGCCGAAUAAGUUCAUGAGCCCCGUUAUCCGCAAGCAACCACUCGGCGCUGUCCUCGUCAUCGGCUGCUGGAACUUCCCCAUCCAGCUCAGCAUUGGCCCGUUCAUCGGAGCCAUCGCUGCUGGCUGCACCGCCGUGCUCAAGCCUAGCGAGAUCAGCCCUGCGUCCGCGAUGGUGCUGAAGAAGCUCAUCGGGAAACUCGACUCCGACUGCUUCGCCGUCGCCAACGGAGGCAAGGAUGAGACCACCGUGCUACUGAACGAGAAGUGGGACAAGAUCUUCUACACUGGUAACUCCGUUGUUGGGACGAUCAUCGCGAAGAAGGCGGCCGAGACGCUGACGCCCAUCGCGCUCGAGCUGGGUGGACGCAACCCUGCCUUCGUUACGAGAAACACAGACCUCCGUCUCGCCGCUCGCCGCCUGCUCUGGGGUAAGCACAUCAACGCUGGCCAGGUCUGCAUCAGUCAGAACUACACAAUGGUGGAUGCCGAUGUCGCCGAUGAGUUCAUCAAGCAGCUACGUAUCGCCAAUAAGGAGUACUAUCCCAACGGCGCAAAGGCCAGCCCGGAUUUCGGUCGCAUUGUUUCUGAUCACCAUUUCGCCCGCGUCAAGAAGAUGCUUGAUUCGACGCAGGGUAAAAUUGUUAUCGGUGGUGCCACUGAUGCCGCGGACCGGUUCAUCGAGCCCACGGUAGUACUGGUCAAGGACCAGAACGACUCGCUCAUCACGGAAGAGUCCUUCGGCCCGCUCCUCCCUGUCCUCCCCGUCGCGAACCUCGACGAAGCUAUCCGUAUCGCUAACGAGGUGCACUCCACCCCGCUCGGCCUAUACGCCUUCGGCAACAAGGAGGAGGUCAACCGCAUCCUUACAGCCACCACUAGCGGCGGUGCCACCAUCGACGACACGCUGUUCCACGCCAGUAUCCCUACGUUGGCGUUCGGUGGCGUCGGUGACUCCGGACAGGGCAGUUACCGCGGAAAGGCCAGUUUCGACUGCUUCUCGCAUCGUCGUCCAAUCACCCGCACACCUGGGUGGAUGGAGAAGCUGCUCGAUAUUCGUUACCCCCCAUACAGUGGCAAGCUCCAGAAGAUGAUUGCCACCUCUGCCGUCAAGCCCAACUUUGAUCGCCAGCUGCGCACCAAGUACGGCAUCACCGACUAUCUCCGCGCCGCAUUCCUUCUGGGCGGCAGCGGUGUGACGGGGGGCUUCACGAGGUGGGUUCUUUUUGUUUUGAUCGCAGCAAUUGCGAAGAAGGGGAUUGAUAGUCGCGGUGGGUUGCCAGACUACCUGAGGUAGGGGGCUAUUGCUAAGGAUGCGUAGGUGAUCGUGCAAAGCUGUAGGUGAUGUUGGAAGGGAGUGAAUUUGGUGGAGAAAAGAAUUGGGGGGGGGAAGCGAUCUGUUGGGGAGGAGAAGCUGUUCGAUCUGUAUACUCCACCACAAUGUUGCCGUCGACACCGUAAGAUUAUGUAUGAUCCGAAAAUUUGUUUUAAGAAUACCACAACGGAGAGGUUUUAUAUGUG